UUUUUGGUAACAUAUGUCUUGGAGGUAAAUGUUUCAGAAACUUCCCAUUGCUGGCUUCCCCUGUGUCCACUCUUCGGGCCUUGGGGCUGCUGUCAUUGCUGUUCCUCGUCUGAAACAAUGUUGUUUUUCUCACCAGAGUUCGGACAUCCUCAGCAACAUUGGCUAUGACAGCAUCAUCCAGCAUCUGAACAAUGGGCGCAAGAACUGCAAAGAGUUUGAAGACUUUUUAAAAGAAAGGGCAUCAAUUGAAGAGAAAUAUGGCAAAGAUCUGCUCAACCUCUCUAGGAAGAAGCCAUGUGGACAGUCUGAGAUCAACACCCUGAAGCGGGCCCUUGACGUCUUCAAGCAGCAAGUAGACAAUGUGGCACAAUAUCACAUUCAGCUUGCACAGACCCUAAGAGAAGAGGCCAGGAAGAUGGAAGAAUUCAGGGAAAAGCAAAAGCUGCAACGGAAAAAGACAGAGCUUACAAUGGAUGCUGCUCAUAAACAAAAGAGCUUACAAUUCAAGAAAACCAUGGAUGCAAAGAAGAACUACGAGCAGAAAUGCCGAGACAAAGAUGACGCAGAGCUGGCUGUGCACCGGAAUGCCAACGUGGUAAACCCGAAACAACAAGAAAAGCUUUUUGUGAAACUGGCAACUUCAAAGACUGCAGUAGAAGACUCAGACAAGGCGUACAUGCAGCAUGUCAAUACGCUGGAUAAGGUCCGAGAAGAGUGGCAGAGCGAGCACAUCAAGGCCUGUGAGGUGUUGGAGGCUCAAGAAUGUGAACGAAUAAAUUUCUUUCGGAAUGCUUUGUGGUUACAUGUGAAUCAGCUGUCACAACAAUGUGUCACAAGCGACAGCAUGUAUGAAGAAGUCCGUAAGAGUUUAGAAAUGUGCAGCAUUGAGAAGGACAUUGAGUACUUUGUGAAUCAACGCAAAACUGGACAGACUCCACCAGCACCCAUCGUGUAUGAGAAUUUCUACUGCCCCCAGAAGAAUACAGCCCCACCAGGAAAGGCUACGGGGCCUAACUUGGGAAGGAGAGGACCUCUCCCAGUUCCUAGUAUACCAGAUGACCCUGAUUAUUCUUUGAUUGAUAACUACAGUUUGAUCUAUCAGUAACAUCAAUG
Ceratotherium simum simum (southern white rhinoceros) is the source of this 1113-nucleotide messenger RNA. RefSeq names its product proline-serine-threonine phosphatase interacting protein 2 (gene PSTPIP2). The record is from RefSeq and is a predicted model, not a curated record. Gene Ontology annotation, biological process: actin filament polymerization. Gene Ontology annotation, cellular component: cytoplasm; actin filament; plasma membrane. Lineage: Eukaryota; Metazoa; Chordata; Mammalia; Perissodactyla; Rhinocerotidae. Gene Ontology annotation, molecular function: actin filament binding.